AUGCGUCUUCGUAUUUUAUUGUUUUUAACAUUUAUAUGGAGUGCAGCGGCGUGGGAUGAUGAUGACUUAGAAGUAUUCGACGUGGUUGAAGAAGUUAACCAGAAUUUUUACGAAUUAAUGGGAGUUCCACAGGAUGCAUUACAAUCGGAGAUUAAAUCAGCCUUCAAAAAGUUAACUCUUAAACUGCACCCUGAUAAAAAUGAUGCCCCUGAUGCAGACGUUCAGUUUCGAAACUUAGUGUCUGUUCAUAAUAUUUUAAAAGACCCAGGGAAGAGGCAAAAAUAUAAUGAGGUACUUAAGAAUGGUCUUCCAAAUUGGCGUUCAGCAGUAUAUUACUAUAGACAUGUUAGAAAGAUGGGUUUGGCAGAGGGUUCUAUUAUUUUGUUCAUAAUCAUAACAUUUGGGCAGUAUACUGUUGGCUGGGCAGCAUAUGCGGAAAAGAGAUUUACGGCAGAACAAAUACUAAACAGCAGAGGAAAAAAACAUUCAAAAAAAUCUGGCUUUGAUACUGGCUUAGCAGAAAUAUUAGAUAAACUACCAAAGCCAAGUAUUAAGGACACACUGCCUUUCCAAAUACCGAGGGCCAUUUGGUGGACUAUAACUGCCAUUCCACUGGGUAUUAUGGAGUUAAAAAAGAGAAGGAAAGAGAUGGAAGAAGAGAAUAAAAGGAAGAAAAAGAGAGAAGAAGAAGACAAAAUUCGUGCUGAACGUGAAGCGGUCGCGGCGGAGGCCCGCGCCGAGGCCAGCAGCGCGGCCCGGCGGCGCAGGGCCUUCGUGCCGCCCGCCCGGGACUGCCUGCUUGAUCCUGCAGCAGAGCCUGAGGAUAGUGGUCCUAUAGCUGUUCCUGUGAAACCUUCCCCACCAGUGAUAUCUGGUGGGCUUUGGACAGACGACGACUUGGCGGAGCUUGUCCGUCUCGUCAAAAAGUAUCCCCCGGGAGCCGCAGAACGGUGGGAGAGGAUAGCCGAGGCCAUGGCCAGGAGUGUACCCGAAGUCACGCACAUGGCCGCCAAGCUCAAAGAAAACUGCUAUAAAGUACCUGGCCAAGAUCAGGUGGAAGAAGCAGCGCCAGAGCCACCCAAAAAAGUCAAAACCCGUAAAUCUGAAGAGACGAGCGGCGGCAACUGGUCCCAGCCGCAGCAGCGCGCGCUGGAGGCUGCCCUCGCCAAGUACCCGAAGGGCGCGCACAGCGACCGCUGGCAGAAGAUAGCCAACAAUGUACCGGGGAAGACGAAAGAGGAAUGCAUGCAGAGGUGUAAAUAUUUAUCAGAAAUGUUGAAAAAGCAGAAACAGAAAGAAGAAGAACAGAAUGAUGGAGAGACGAUCGCUGGAGGCGAUCAAAGUGACGAAGUUACAACCAAUGCU
This is a messenger RNA of Brenthis ino (lesser marbled fritillary), 1365 nucleotides long. The record is from the annotation of a GenBank genome assembly. Lineage: Eukaryota; Metazoa; Arthropoda; Insecta; Lepidoptera; Nymphalidae.